Molecule: messenger RNA, 7430 nt
Organism: Gastrolobium bilobum
Lineage: Eukaryota; Viridiplantae; Streptophyta; Magnoliopsida; Fabales; Fabaceae
Product: ATP-dependent helicase BRM
Exons: 15
Coding region: 415-7119 (2234 amino acids)
Biological process (GO): positive regulation of transcription by RNA polymerase II
Cellular component (GO): nucleus
Molecular function (GO): protein binding; ATP binding; ATP-dependent chromatin remodeler activity
Source: RefSeq, a predicted model, not a curated record
AGUGGAAGAAAGCUUUAAGCUUUGUGACCCAACCUGAGGAAAAAAAAAAAGAAAACACAAACGUCAUUUUUAUAAAGAAAAUGGAAGAAAAAUAGGAAAAUAGAAUUUUUUUUUUCCCUUAGGGUUUGACUGUGAAUUGGGAAAUCGCGCGUGACCCAAAUUGUGGAAUCACCGAUUCCGUCAAGCUCGGUUCUCUGUGGGGGAAGAUCUAUCCUCAAUUGCUCCGAAAUUUGCGGAUUUUGGAGCGAGAAAGCUGGUGUCAGUAGCUGAAGCUGGAGAGAGAAAAUGGGGUGAAUGGUGAUUUUUUGAACGUUAAGGAUCGGAGGGAAAAUAAAAGGGCUUUUUUCUUCAAAUUUGGAGGGAUUCUGAGGCUUUUGCAUUUCUGGUGUAGGUGUUGAAUUCUGGGUUGAUUGCAUGCAAUCUGGCGGCAGCGGCGGUGGGCCCGGCCGGAACCCGGCAGGGCGGGCGGCAUCAACGUCGUCAGCGGCGGCAUCUCCGUCUUCUCCGUCUUCGGCGGCCUCUCACUUGGGAUUGGAUUCUUUGCAGCAGCAACAGCAGAAGCAACACCAACAGCAGCAGAUAGGUUCUAGGCAGUCAUUUCAACAGCAUCUGCUUAGAAAAUCUGAAGGGAAUGAAGCAUUUUUGGCAUAUCAAGCAGGGCUUCAAGGAUUUGGGAGUAACAAUUUCUCUUCUCCUAGUGCCAUGCAACUGCCUCAGCAGUCUCAAAAAUUUAUGGAUUUAGCUCAGCGUGGCUCCAACCAGGGUCAAGGCGUUGAGCAGCAAAUGCUAAAUCCUGCCCAACAAGCAUACCUUCAAUAUGCUUUCCAGGCUUCUCAACAAAAGUCUGCUUUGGCAAUGCAGUCACAGCAGCAACCUAAAAUGGGAAUGUUAGGCCCUUCAUCCAUGAAGGAUCAGGAAAUGCGAAUGGGAAAUUUGAAAAUGCAAGACCUUAUGUCUAUGCAGGCAGUGAAUCAAGCCCAAGGAUCAUCCUCUAGGAAUUCAUCUGAACAUUUUGCUCAUGGGGAAAAGCAGAUAGAGCAAGGACAGCAGCUAGCACCUGAUCAGAAGAGUGAAGGAAAGCCAUCAAUCCAGGGACCAGCCAUUGGACACUUGGUGCCUGGAAAUAUUAUAAGACCUGGGCAAGCAUUGGCAACUCAACAGAGCAUCCCAAAUGCUAUGAACAACCAGAUUGCACUGUCUGCUCAAUUGCGGGCUAUGCAGGCAUGGGCACAUGAAAGAAAUAUUGAUCUAUCAAAUCCUGCAAAUGCUAACUUAAUGGCUCAGUUCAUCCCGCUGGCGCAAUCAAGGAUGGUUCAACAGUCAAAGGCAAAUGAUACUAACACUGUGGCUCAGUCAUCACCUGUCCCUGUUUCAAACCAGCAGGUUACUUCUCCAGCAGUUGCAAGUGAGGGCUCAGCACAUGCUAAUUCAUCUAGUGAUGUGUCUGCACAGUCAGGCUCUGCAAAAUCCAGGCAGAUGGCUCCACCAAGCCAUUUGGGCCCACCAAUUAAUGCUGGUAUAUCUGGUAACUCCGGUGACAUGGCAGUGCAGCAAUUCAGUCUUCAUGGCAGAGAUGCUCAAGGAUCUUUGAGGCAACCAGUUAUAGUUGGAAAUGGAAUGCCUUCUAUGCAUCCACAACAGUCUUCUGCUAACGUAAACAUUGGUGCAAAUCAUCCUUUGAAUGCAAAAGCUUCAUCAUCUGGUCCAGAACCUGCACAAAUGCAGUACACCAGGCAAUUAAACCAAUAUGCUUCUCAGGCUGGAGGUCUGACAAAUGAAGGGGGCUCAGGAAAUUACACCAAACCUCAAGGAGCACCAUCUCAGAUGCCUACACAACAAAAUGGUUUUACCAAACAACAGCUUCAUGUUCUUAAAGCACAGAUACUAGCAUUUAGGCGACUGAAGAAAGGAGAAGGUACACUCCCCCAAGAACUUCUUCAGGCCAUUGUUCCACCACCACUUGAUUCACAAAUACAGCAGCCAGUUCAUUCUGCAGGAAGACAAAAUCAAGAGAAAUCUGUUGGAAAUAUUGUGGCGGAACAACCAAGGCAGAAUGAGUUCAAUUCCAAGGAUUCACAGCCUAUCCCAACAAUUAAUGGAAAGAGUUCUUCAAAGCACGAAGGCUUUGUCAGAGAUGAGAAAUCCACUGUAACAGCAGUUCAUAUGCAAGCUAUGUCUCCUGUGACAAAGGAAUCUGCUGGAAAGGAAGAGCAGCAAUAUGUUGAAUGCUCCGCUAAGUCAGACAAGGAAAGUGAAUGUGGAAUUAGCAGAAUUCCUGUUAGAAAUGAGGUGGCAUUAGAUAGGGGAAAGGCUAUUGCACCCCAGGCUUCUAUAAAUGACACAAUGCAAGUUAACAAACCUGCACAAACAAGUACUGUUGCCCAGCCAAAGGAAGUGGGACCCACCAUAAAAUAUCAUGGGCCCCUAUUUGAUUUUCCUUUCUUCACUAGGAAACAUGAUUCCUUUGGGUCAUCAUUGAUGGUAAACAACAACAAUAAUUUGUCACUGGCAUACGAUGUGAAAGAGCUUCUUUAUGAGGAAGGCAUGGAAGUCCUUAAUAGCCGAAGGACAGAGAAUUUAAAGAAGAUUGAGGGUUUACUGGUGGUAAACUUAGAGAGGAAAAGAAUUAGGCCAGAUCUUGUGUUGAAGUUGCAAAUUGAAGAGAAAAAGCUUCGCCUUUUAGAUCUUCAGGCACGUCUAAGGGAUGAGAUUGAUCAACAGCAACAAGAGAUAAUGGCAAUGCCAGAUCGGCCAUAUCGCAAGUUUGUUAGGCUGUGUGAACGUCAGCGUAUGGAACUUGCUAGACAAGUGCAGGCAUCUCAGAGAGCUCUAAGGGAGAAGCAACUCAAAUCUAUAUUUCAAUGGCGCAAGAAACUUCUUGAAGCACACUGGGCCAUUCGUGAUGCCCGUACUGCUCGCAACAGGGGGGUGGCCAAAUAUCAUGAGAGGAUGUUGAGAGAGUUCUCGAAACGUAAGGAUGAUGACAGGAACAAAAGGAUGGAAGCCUUAAAAAACAAUGAUGUUGACAGAUAUAGGGAGAUGUUGCUGGAGCAGCAGACUAGCAUCCCAGGUGAUGCUGCAGAAAGAUAUGCUGUUCUUUCAACUUUUUUAUCCCAGACUGAAGACUAUCUACAUAAAUUAGGAAGUAAGAUAACUGCUGCAAAGAAUCAACAGGAAGUGGAGGAGGCAGCAAAAGCUGCUGCAGCUGCUGCACGAUUGCAGGGUCUUUCUGAAGAAGAAGUCAGAGCAGCAGCAGCUUGUGCUGGGGAUGAAGUGACGAUCAGAAAUCGUUUUAUGGAGAUGAAUGCUCCUAGAGACAAUUCAUCUGUCAGCAAGUAUUACAACCUUGCUCAUGCCGUGCAUGAAAGGGUUGUAAGGCAACCAUCAAUGUUAAGGGCUGGAACACUGAGAGACUAUCAGCUUGUUGGUUUGCAAUGGAUGCUUUCUUUGUAUAACAACAAAUUAAAUGGAAUUUUGGCGGAUGAGAUGGGUCUUGGUAAAACUGUACAGGUUAUGGCAUUAAUUGCCUACUUGAUGGAAUAUAAAGGGAACUACGGCCCACAUCUUAUAAUAGUCCCAAAUGCAGUUUUGGUUAACUGGAAGAGUGAGUUGCAUACUUGGUUACCAUCUGUGUCAUGCAUUUAUUAUGUUGGAACUAAGGAUCAUCGGUCAAAAUUAUUUUCUCAAGAAGUUAUGGCUAUGAAAUUUAAUGUCCUUGUGACUACUUAUGAGUUCAUCAUGUUUGACCGGUCAAAACUUUCAAAAAUUGAUUGGAAGUACAUCGUAAUUGAUGAAGCUCAGAGAAUGAAGGACAGAGAUUCAGUUCUAGCCCGUGAUCUUGAUAGAUAUCGUUGUCAAAGACGCCUUCUUCUUACUGGAACACCUUUACAGAAUGAUUUGAAGGAACUGUGGUCACUUUUAAAUUUACUGCUUCCUGAGGUUUUUGACAAUAGGAAAGCCUUUCAUGAUUGGUUUUCAAAACCAUUUCAAAAGGAAGGUCCCUCUCAAAAUGCAGAGGAUGAUUGGCUUGAGACAGAGAAGAAAGUUAUCAUUAUCCAUCGACUUCAUCAGAUUCUUGAGCCUUUCAUGCUCAGACGCCGUGUUGAAGAUGUUGAAGGCUCGCUGCCACCAAAGGUCAGUAUAGUUUUGAAAUGUAAAAUGUCAGCUGUCCAGAGUGCCAUUUAUGACUGGAUCAAAUCAACCGGCACCCUACGUCUUGAUCCUGAGGAUGAGCAACGUAGGAUUGAAAAAAAUCCAGUCUAUCAGGCAAAGCAGUAUAAAACUUUAAAUAACAGAUGCAUGGAGCUACGUAAAACUUGCAACCAUCCUUUGCUUAAUUACUCAUUCGAUAGUGACUUAUCUAAAGACUUCAUUGUAAAAUCUUGUGGGAAAUUGUGGAUCUUGGAUAGGAUCCUUAUAAAACUUCAAAGAACUGGACAUCGAGUUCUGCUCUUUAGUACCAUGACUAAACUCCUAGACAUCUUGGAAGAGUACCUGCAAUGGCGAAGACUUGUGUUCAGAAGAAUUGAUGGGACAACAAGUUUGGAAGAUCGUGAAUCAGCUAUAGUGGACUUUAAUAGCCCUAACUCAGACUGUUUCAUCUUCUUGCUUAGUAUUCGAGCUGCUGGGAGAGGCCUUAACCUUCAGUCUGCUGACACAGUUGUCAUUUAUGAUCCUGAUCCAAACCCUAAAAAUGAGGAGCAGGCUGUGGCUAGAGCUCAUCGCAUUGGACAGAGAAGAGAAGUCAAAGUUAUCUACAUGGAAGCUGUUGUUGACAAAAUCCCUAGCCAUCAGAAGGAGGAUGAAUUGAGAAAUGGAGGCACUGUUGAUAUGGAGGAUGAACUUGCAGGAAAGGAUCGCUAUAUAGGAUCCAUUGAGAGCCUAAUAAGGAACAAUAUUCAACAAUAUAAGAUAGAUAUGGCUGAUGAGGUUAUUAAUGCUGGACGUUUUGAUCAAAGAACAACACACGAAGAGAGACGUUUGACUCUGGAGACAUUAUUACAUGAUGAAGAAAGGUAUCAAGAAAAUGUCCAUGAUGUUCCUUCACUACAGGAGGUAAAUCGCAUGAUUGCUAGGAGUGAAGAGGAAGUUGAAUUGUUUGAUCAAAUGGACGAAGAACUGGAUUGGAUUGAGGAGAUGACUCGGUAUGAUCAGGUGCCUCCAUGGCUUCGAGCCAAUACAAGAGAAGUGAAUGCAGCAAUUGCUGCUUUAUCAAAAAAACCAUCAAAGAACAUUUUAUUGGGUGGUAGUAUUGGCAUGGAAUCUGGUGAAGUGGGAUCCGAGAGAAGGAGGGGACGGCCCAAAGGAAAAAAGCAUCCUAGUUAUAAAGAAUUGGAAGAUGAAAAUGGAGAAUACUCUGAAGUAAGCUCUGAAGACAGAAAUGGAUAUUCUGCACAUGAAGAAGGGGAAAUCGGAGAAUUUGAAGAUGAUGGGUACAGUGGGGCUGAUGGAGCUCAGCCCAUGGAUAAAGAUCAAUUGGAAGAUGGUCCACUUUUUGAUGCUGGAUAUGAAUUUCCUCGAUCUUCUGAAAUUGGUAGAAAUAAUCAUCUGGUUGAAGAAGCUGGUUCCUCAGGAUCAUCAUCAGAUGGUCAAAGAUUGACACGGACAGUGUCACCAUCAGUUUCCUCGCAGAAAUUUGGUUCCCUAUCAGCAUUAGAUUCCAGGCCAAGUUCCAUUUCAAAAAGGAUGGGGGAUGAGUUAGAGGAAGGGGAAAUUGCAGUUUCUGGUGAUUCUCACGUUGAUCAUCAACAGUCUGGAAGUUGGAUUCAUGAUCGUGAUGAAGGUGAGGAUGAACAAGUUUUGCAGCAACCCAAGAUUAAACGUAAACGUAGUCUUCGUGUUCGACCCCGUCAUGCCAUGGAAAAGCCUGAAGACAAGUCUGGCAGUGAGAUGGCAUCUCUUCAAUGUGGCGAAUCAUCAUCUCUUUUAGCAGAGAAUAAAUAUCAAGUGCAAACAAAGACGGACCCAGAAUCAAAAUCAUUUGGAGAUUCCAUUGCCAGUAAACAUGAUAAGAGUGGAUCCUCAUUAAAGAAUAAGCGAAAUUUACCUUCAAGGAAAGGAGCUAAUUCAUCCAAAUUACAUGGCUCAUCUAAGUCUAGUCGUUUGAAUUGCGCAUCUGUUCCUUCAGAGGAUGGGGGUGAACAGUCUAGAAAAAGUUGGGAGAAGCCUAUCAAUUUAAGUGGAUCUUCAGCUCAUGGCACUAAGAUGACUGAAAUCAUCCACAGCAAGUGCAAAAGCGUAAUUGGCAAUCUUCAAAAGAGAGUAGACAAGGAAGGUCAUCAAAUUGUACCUUUGCUAACAGAUUUGUGGAAGAAGAUUGAGAAUUCUGGGAACAGUCAGUUGGAUUUACGGAAGAUUGACCAGCGGAUUGAUAGAUUGGAGUAUAAUGGAGUCAUGGAGAUUGUGUCUGACGUGCAGUCAUUGUUGAGGAGUACAAUGCAAUUCUAUGGGUGCUCAUAUGAGGUAAGAUCUGAAGCAAAGAAGGUUCAUGAUCUCUUCUUUGAGAUCUUGAAAACUGCAUUUCGGGAUAUGGACUUCAGAGAAGCAAAAAGUGCACUUCCUUUCUCUAGUCAAACUUCUGCCAAAAAUGUAGCAUCCCCAAGGCAAGGGACUGUUUGCCCAAGCAAGAGGCAGAGAGUGGUAAAUGACGUGGAAACUGAUCCGUGCCUUUCACAAAAGCCACUGCAACGCGGAUCCGCUUCUAACAGUGAAAAUGCCAGGAUCAAAGGCCAUUUGCCACAGAAGGAAUCAAGAACUGGAAGUGGUAGUGGCAGUGCCCGGGAGCAACUUCAGCAGGAUAAUCCUUCACUGCCUACUCAUCCAGGUGAACUGGUUGUAUGCAAGAAGAGAAGAAAUGACAGGGAAAAAACAUUGGUGAAGGCUAGGACUGGAUCAGCUGGUCCUGUUUCACCACCUAGCAUUGGUCCUGUUAUAAGAAGUCCAAGGUCAGGUUCAACCCCAAAGGAUGCUAGAGUGGCUCAACAAACUCCCCCUCCUGCACAGGGAUGGGUUGGCCAGCCAUCUCAACAACCAAAUGGGUCUGGUGGGUCAGUUGGCUGGGCAAAACAUGUAAAGCGCCAUAGAACAGAUUCUGGGAAGAGGAGACCAAGCCAUAUAUAGAUUUUUCAAGGAGGCAAGGAUGGUAUAUAAUGGAAAUGUUGCAGCUAGUUUCAUGAAAAAGAGUUUUAGUGGCCCUUUACCUUUGAUAGAGUUUAGCCCAUACUGUUAGCAUAGAGUUAGGUCCUCCUAUGUAUUUUACAGUUACCUCAAGGGGUUAAAUUACAAUGAUCUACAGUUUUUGUUUGGGUGUCUGCAUCUUGCAGGAACUGGUUCUUUUAUUAAAGAUGGCUUCAGAAUCUCUUGUAUAGUAACUGGUUAGUUCAUAAUCAUAUUAGUUCAUGUUAAUGGUUAAACAUGAUGUCUUGUUUAUC